This is a messenger RNA of Adineta steineri, 336 nucleotides long. The record is from the annotation of a GenBank genome assembly. NCBI's taxonomy places the organism in Eukaryota, Metazoa, Rotifera, Eurotatoria, Adinetida, Adinetidae.
AUGACGGACUUACAUCAAGUAUCAAUGCAUGAUGAUAACAACCAUGCAGGUGAUUUACAUGAUCCAUCUUGUUCAUCUGUAAAUACAACUGAAAAUGGUCCACCACGAUUACCAUCUCAUAUAUUACAAAUAAUCGAACAUGAACUUAAUUCACCAAAUCCUCCUUCACAUGCCGAUAUUCAAGCUUUUCCAACAACAGCUUAUUUUAAUAAAACUGUAAUACCAAUUAUUAUUGAAGGUUUAGCAAUUGUAGCAAAAGAAAGACCAAAAAAACCUAUUGAAUUUUUAGCUGCUUUUUUUAUUAAAAAUCGAGAACGAUUUGGUGAAAGUAUUUGA